Messenger RNA from Colletes gigas, 8060 nucleotides. It is a transcript of the gene Eif4g, whose product is annotated as eukaryotic translation initiation factor 4 gamma 3. Bases 2005 to 7929 code for a protein of 1974 amino acids. Gene Ontology annotation, molecular function: mRNA binding; translation initiation factor activity; protein binding. Lineage: Eukaryota; Metazoa; Arthropoda; Insecta; Hymenoptera; Colletidae. The record is from RefSeq and is a predicted model, not a curated record. The transcript is spliced from 25 exons. Gene Ontology annotation, cellular component: eukaryotic translation initiation factor 4F complex.
GCGAAGCUGGUAGGGGGCCACGGGUCGCGAUUCGUAGGUCGUGCGAGAAGGACUAGCCUGCAUCAGUCUACGCCGCGUCCCUUGCAAAAGGAUGCGCUCGUCUUCACGUUUUCGUUAUUUUACUUCUCCUCUAUCCGGGUUAACACAAUACACACCUAUAAACGCAUACUUUAAAUACGCAUCGAAGUUAAAGUGCAAUAACGAAAAAAACAGAUCCUUGAAACGAAAGGACAACCUCAUGGUGUCGGUGAAAGAAUCUCACGCAAUCUAGGAACGACUUGAUGCCGUUUCGAUGCCGUCGUUCCAAUUUCCUGUUUAAUUUUAAACCGAUUUAUCGUACGUAUUUUCUGGAUAUUUAACGCGUGUGUCAUCGAAAUUCUAUAGGCUUACUGGCCAGUGUACGUAUUGUGGUGCGAACAAUUUCGCUGUUUUACCUAGAGCACUUUUUAUCGUUCACAUAAAUCUCGACACGGACAAAACUACAUAGAACGCGCGGCUCGGUACUUUUCGGCAUGCGACCGAACACUUCCGAUCAUCGGUCUCGAGACUUCCCCUUAGUGCUCUAAUAGGGAAGGAGGAACGUGCGAGGAAGAAAAUUUGGAAGAAUUCAGCUAGCUAAACGGAUUCGGGGUACCGUUGAUUUCGUUCAACGAUACAUCCACGGCAGACAUAACCUGUAUGCGCUCUAUGAACAGGAAGUUUCCCGUGGCAGGAGUGGGCGGUGCGAAGAGGGAGACGACGCCGGUCGAGCCUUAAAUAUCGAUUUUGGCAUGCAAGAGGUACGAUAGUCGUCCGUUUCAGCGUGUCUCCUACCUUUGUGCAUCUCCACGCUGACAAGUUUUGACAGUUGAGUGCGGGAAUAAUGCAUUAAGAGGAAUUGCGUGCAUUUGUACGAAAUAGAAACAAUAUGGUGGCGCGGCAUUUUCAAGUCAAAAAUUAAAUACACAGUGAAUAGUGUUUUCAAAUGAUGGAAUUCAAUGUGAGUUAAUUUCAAUUUUUUAAAAGUGUUCUAUGAAAAUGUUGUUCUCAAGUCGUCGUGUGUACAGACAUUUCGUCUAUAAAACGCGUUUGAGGCAACAAAAUUCGGUGACUAUCGAUCGAUCAUCUAAUUAAUGUUGGCCAAGACACUUUGUUUCUUUCGUUUCGAUGCCAUUCGACGGAAAUUUCUUUGCUUUUCGAAUUUUUAUACAAUAACGAUUCGACCCACGUUCUCGUAAUCGUCGAGGAUAUUUAUUCUGAAAAAAAUGUCCUUCGCCGAUUCCAGCGUUCUCUACCGUAACAAGUGAAGUCUGAAAAAAUAGUAACUGAUCGGAGAAGAAGAAAUAUAAUAUAAUCGAAGAGAAUACGAUUCAAUUACGAUACGUACAUACGAUAGAAGAAAUUUUCAGAAUAUAUUAAGAGAAAAAAAAUAAGUCAACGAAACUGGCAGUGUCUUUACAAACCUAAUGACCCCGUCAACUUUAGGGCAUUCAUCGACUAUUAAGGUAUCCGAACCACGUUUAUAAAGACCCUUUGUUGCGUUUGCCGAUCGAGUAGACGAUGACAUCAUGGUGCAACAUUGCCGAUUGAGAAGUCGGUGGACAACGGAGGUAGUGUUGGUUAAAUGUCGAUAAGCCCUUUGCACUUGACGCCGUUGUUCGUUUUUAAGCUUAUCGAAAAGAAGAAAAAAAUAUACUACUAAUGAGAAUUUGUAUUGCAUGUAACGAUAACAGCGUGCUUUUACAAUCACACGUUCAUUUACGAACACGUUAAAUUAAAUAAAAAAAUUUUCUCGAUACUUUGACGCAACGACGUUCGUACAUUCUUCUACAUGCAGCGUAACAUUGAUUAUAACCAAUGAUCGGAUUCACGAAUAACGGUCAUUUGAAUCCUGACAUGUUCGUUAUUUGAAAGAGGGAGUCCACGAAAUUAUCUACGUGUGGUUUCGUUCAAUUUUGAAGCCAACUGUUUCGGCCAAGACGCGUCACUGACGCUGGAUAGGAAGAAAAAGUUACAUCAAGAAGAAUGGUUUCGAGAUUUGGCGUCUCGAAGGAGGGCGCUGUGGGUGUUGCCGUAGGUGUAGGUCCUAUGCACUGUCUCCUUCCACAUUGUGGAGGACCACAUCACCAUCAUCACAUUUCGGCCCCCCAUCCUCAAAAUCCGCAGCCAGGUCACAAUCACCAUGUGCAUCCGGCCCAUCAGCCACCACCCUCGCCUAGUCCUCACUUGAAUCAUCAGCUGAGCCAUCAUCAAUUGACCGUCAACAUUAACCAUUUAAGUCAUCAGCAGCAACAACAGCAACAACAACAGCAACAAACUCAACAUCAACAAGCGCCACCGCAGUAUCGUGUCGUCACUGCGAAUAUCAGAUCAGAGUUUCAUGUGUCUGGACAAAAUUACGGCACCCAACCAGGGGGCCAGGUGGGCGGGGGAGGGGGUAGUGUAGGAGUACCUGGAGGCAGAGGGCCUCCACCACUUAGUGGCUUACAGUCCAUAGGACAAUCAGGAGCAGGUAUACCGCCAGGAGGUCCUGCUGGAGGGCAAGCACCACCUCAAACUCCGGCACCCGGGGUACAAUCACAACAGCCGCAAGGUCCGGCGCCCACUACGACACCCCCCGUGCAUACCCCCUCGCCGCAGGAAAUGGGAAAACAGACCCAUUUACAACCUCAACCACAACCUCUGUCACAAGUAUAUGGGCCUACACAAACGAGGCCGACCUCCCAAGGUUAUUACCCACAAGGUCCACGACCGCAACAACCAAGGGGUAUUACUCACAGGGGGGGUCAGGGAGGUACUGGUGCACAGGUAGUGGGAAUGUCAGGAGUCGGUGGAGGUGGAGGUCAACCAACAGCAAUUUAUCAUCCAGGUGGUUUGCCGGUUCAAACUGGAGCAAUGUACCAAGUCCCUAAUCUUCAUUCUGGACCACAUCAGCAGUCCGUAUACUCCAUGAACAGUCAAAUACCCAUCCAGGUAGUAUUUGGUGGUCCACCUCAGAGGCAUCAAACGCAUCAAAUUCAGUCAUGUUAUUCACCGUUUCAACAUUCUCCCUUUCUAACGGCACAAAAUAUGUUUGGAUACAGUGCAUCUGCACCAAACUCUCAUGCUUAUUUCUGGCCCGCUGGGCAACCAGCGAAUGCACCACUAAAUUUAAAUAGGCCAGGUGCAAGUGCUGUUACUGGUGGGGCACAACAUGUUACAGGCCCGCUGGCCGGUGCCCAAGGAGCCCCAGUAGUACAACAAGGUACGCUUCAGCAACCUACACAAGCUCAGCCUUUACCCCCAAUGGCUAUGUCUCUCUCUCAGACUGAUGUGUACUCAGGCCAUAAUGGUGGUGCAACAAACACGACGAAUAGUACAAUAAAGUCUCGGAAACCAAGAGGACAAAAUGCUAUUACUGAUAUUGUAGAUCCGACAACUGGUAAAAAUAUAAGUCACGAAAUUUACAAGGAUAAUGAAACUAUUCAAAGUGGUGACUCUAGUAAUCGUGAAACACCUCAGCCACAGAAUAAUGGCGCUGAGGUGCAAGCCGACUUUGCAGCGCGGGUUGCAAAAACUCUUGUGAAAGUCACGACCGAGGAGCCCAGUUCCGACUCGGCGGUAUCGACUAGUGUACCAAAUACACCCGCAACUCAAAAUGUAACGCAAAGUUUAUCUAAUUCACAAACAAAUUCUAAUAACGAUGUGAACAGUCAGUGUAGUACCAGUUCACCAACGCAAAACACACCUAACGUAACCGAGUUAUGUAGUCAAUCGUUAGGUACUUCUAGUAACGUGGCUCAACAAGUAGACUCUAGUGCAGUGAAAACGGAGUCUAAACCAUUGCAAAUUACUGUGAAGGAAUUUCACCCACGUGGUGAAAUAAAAAGUGUGGUUAUCGAGGAACCACCGCCGGCUGUACCGCGUAAUGUAAACAAGGAUGAUAUUUCUGCACAGUUACCCGCGAUGACUGUAACUGAAGUUGAGGCGAAGAGUACGAGUACCUCGCCCACCGUGACACAGGCCCCAGUUCCCCUUGUGACCGUACCAAGUACGAUUGUUCCAGAGGUCCCUAAACCGUCCGUCACUGCCCCAAGUGCUAACCCCGCUCCUGCCAGAGAACAGUUCCCCAAUUUAUCCAGUAAGAAUUCAUCGAGUUCACCACCUAGAAGGAAAUCUCAGACUCAUGUCCACAAUCAACCUACUGCUGCAACAGAGCUGCAUUCGAGUGCCAAAGAGCAGAAAGAGAAGAAAACCAGGGAGAAGAGCCUUAGUUCUAGAGGCGCUACUCCUACUCCUGCUCACAAUCAGUCUGACCAUCAUCCGAAAGCUAAUGGAGACGCAACUGGCGACAAACCGGAACCUGAAUCAACUCGAAAUGAAGUUCAACAACAGAAGUCAUCUGAUGGUAAAGUCAUGCAGAAGCCGAAAAGUAAAAAUAGACUCAAACCCCGUGAACUUAAUCGUAAAGGGGCGGAAAAAGAAGGCACAGAUAUGGAUGCUUUCGUGAAUACCGCUCCGCAAACGAAAACCGAGGUGAAACAAGAUGGUAAAGAUACUACAACACCAAAGGACAUCAACAAGGAAACAAAUCGAGACCUAACGAAAGAUAUUAAAGAGAAAGACAAUUAUGAAUCAAAAAAGGAGAAAGAGGUUGUUACUACCGUUCAUCCAAAGACGGAAAAGUACGUGGCGCCUCUAUCACCAGAAAUUCCUAAAGAGUAUACUCCUAUUCAGACAACUGUCAUAGAGAAACUGUCAAGUAAUAAAGAAACUGCGAAGGAACCCUCUCCCAAAAUAGAAGAUAAUAAUAAGUCGAAUGUAUGUAACGUGCAAGUAAAAUCAGUUCCUAAUGAUGUCGUUGAUCAUGCAAAAAUUAAGGACGAACCUGACGUGGAGGCAAUAGUAGCACAAAAGAAUGAAGAAAACUCGAAGGUUUCGGCUAUUCGAACCCCUAGUGAAGAAAAGCCAGCGGCAGUAGUACCACCACCACCACCUCCAGUCAUAGAAAAACCAACUGAAAGCGAACCACCGGCUCAAACGGAGACGCCAGUUACAAAUCAAAUAACCCUUAAAUACAAAUAUAAGGAUGAUCAAUGGAGUCCUUUGAAUAAAAGUGGUAAAAAAAUUUAUGACCGUGACUUUUUAAUAAACUUGAAGAACGACCCCAAUAGCAAAAUCAAACCAUCGAAUUUGCCAGAUUUAGACGUUGUUUUGAAAGAUGGUUCAAAGGCACGUACUACCAUCGACAUUAGAUCAUUUAAGGAUCACAACAUGAGAGGGCAUGAUGCUCUGUUCCCUGGGUUUAUAAAACCAAUUCUAAAUUCACGUAUGGUGCCACAGCAAACUCGUAAGAGUUCGUCAGGAGGAAAACCAUCAAAGCCAACGAAAAUUCAUCUGUCAUUAUCCCUCAGGGAAGAUGUAAAGUUAAGAGAGACAGAAAAUGCAUGGAGGCCAACAAGAAUAAAAGGAAUUAAUCUUACCGAAGAAGAAACGAAAUCAGAAGCUCUUUAUAAGAAAGUUAGAAGUGUAUUAAAUAAACUUACUCCCCAGAAAUUUGAUACUUUAGUUAACCAAGUGCGUGCAUUGACUAUCGAUACACCAGAACGUUUGCAAGGUGUUAUCGAUUUAGUCUUUGAAAAAGCUGUUGAUGAACCAAGUUUCUCUAUAGCGUAUGCUUUGAUGUGUAAAGAACUCGCGCUGAUGGAAGUGUCAGGUUUAGAUAAAAAUGUUGAAAAAUCAGAAUAUUCGUUCAGUUUCAAGAAGCUUAUUAUUACUCGUUGCCAAAAGGAAUUUGAAAAAAAUUCAGUAAACGAAGAAACGAGAAGUAUGAAGCUUAAUGAAAUUGAAGAAUCUACAGAUCCGGAUAGGAAGAAAGAUUUACAACAGUCUAUUGAGGAUGAAGAACGCCGAAUACGUAUAAAAUCAGUAGGAAACAUACGAUUUAUUGGUGAAUUGUACAAACAAGGAAUGUUAACAAAUAACAUCAUGCGUCGUUGUAUAAAACAAUUACUAGAUCAAAACGAUGAAGAUAGUCUUGAAUGUUUAUGCAAGUUAUUAACAACGAUUGGGAAAGAUUUGGAAGCAACAGGAACUGUAGUAGGAGAAAUGCAAGAUUAUUUCAAUAAAAUGCAAGAUAUUGUUGCACGCCGAACCCAAGGGAAAGUUAGUUCUAGAAUUCGUUUUAUGCUGCAAGAUGUUAUAGAUUUAAGAGCAAAUAAAUGGGUUCCAAGAAGGGGUGAUAAUACUCCUAAAACAAUAGAUGAAAUUCAAAAGGAAGCAGAAUCUGAAAGAUUAGAUAGCCAAUUGAGUAAUACUCCUUUGAAUACACCUCGAAAAGAUGAACGUGCUAGUGAUAGAAAAAGGAAUCGUGGUGUUGGUCAAACUGAUGAUGCUGGUUGGAGUCAACCAGUUGCAAGAACCAGACAACCGUAUUCUGUGGAAACAGCAAAACUGAAAAAUAAACCUCCACCAAUGGAUGAUCUGCAAUUAGGAAGCAGAAACACGUACAUGUGGAAACCGCCUUCGAAUUAUGGUCCAAAGGCAAUGAAUUCAAAUAAAUUUGCAUGUUUAGAAAAUAUGUCCAGCUUAGAUCAAGAAAAACGAAUGAUGUCUCCACAACUCUCUGGGUCGAGAUCCACUGGUCCUACAUACGGUCGAGACUACAAACCUUCUUCGUAUGAUGGUAGGAGUUCGCGCAAUGGUAGUCAUCAAUUAAGCAGUUCUGCAUCGUCGAGUAGAGAAAGCUCGUUAUUAGUAGAUAGUACACAAAAUCAAAGUGUUUCUAUGCCACCACCGCUAAAAUCCUUGCAAUCUACCUCUAGUAGUAAUAAAUCUAUAACAAGAGAAGAGGAGUUCAUGACAAUUUUGAACAAGAUAUUAAAAGACUAUCUUAAAAAUACUGCUGUCGAAAAAGCUGCAUUGGCUACUCAGCAGAAUUUCGAAAAUGCAUUAUCAAAAUUCGUACGUGAAUUGAUCAACUUUGUCCUUGAAAAAUCACCUACGGAAAGAGAACGCGUCUCGUAUCUUCUGUCGCAUUUAAUCAGUCAAAACAUUUUGUCUUUACAGCAUCUUAGAACUGGGUUCAUUGAAAUAUUGGAUAUAAUCGAUGAUCUUUUGCUCGACAUACCCAAAAUUUGGUCCUAUCUGGCGGAAAUACUGGCACAUCCAAUCGAAGAAGAAAUAAUUCCUUUGAUAGAAUUGAAACCUUUAUUUGAUAGUUUAAGAAGUCGAAGCUAUGUAGGCAAAUUUCUUGGGGAACUGUUAUCAAAACUAUCCCGAGAUAAAGGGCCUAAAUGGGUUGCAGAGAAAUGGGACCAAAGUGGACUUGAAUUAAAUAAUAUAAUUGAUACAGAACUUGAAAACGUUGACAAAAUUAUUGAAGACUAUAACUUGGAGUUCUGCACUGGUGAUUAUAAUAGUGCCAAAAGCUCGACUAGUAAUCAACUCACAUUACAACAAAUUCAUAAUGAACUUAGAAGACUCAUGAAGGAAAAUAGUAGUUUCGAUGAUAUUUGUAAAUGGAUAAUGAAGAAUGUUGGUGAUCGAGUCAAGGAGCCAGAGUUCAUUCGAGUAUUAACAACUGCCAUUUUAGAGACGUCCAUGGAAUUAGUCAACAACAAGUGGUAUCUCAGAACUGAGAUUCUUACUAAUUUGGAACAGUUCAUUCGCCGGUUUGUUGAUGCAAACGAGUCCCUAGAAUUACAAUGUCUUUAUGCAAUUCAACUUCAUUUGUAUAAACUACAAUAUCCACAUGGGAUUCUCUUUGAUAUUAUGACAAGCUUGUCAGACGAUAAUAUAAUUUCAAGCGACGCGUUCCUGACGUGGAAAAAUAGCCCAGAGCCAGCUCAACGCGAAUGGCAUGGUGUUGCGACGAUGGCACUAACAUCGUUUUUCACUGGCUUACAAGAAGUUGAUGAUGCUUCCAGCGUAGAAGACGUAUCGACUGGCGCGAACCAAGAUCGUUGUUGACGAUAACAUGAUCGAGUACAUUAUCGUCUGUUAAAAGACAAAUAUACGUUCCCUCGUUAAAAAAAAAUACGCGAAGUGAGAUCAAAUUGCAGUUUUUUCUUCUGUUUUCGUUUAAUAAAAACGUAUAUAUU